AUGGGGCAUGUUGUCACACUUUAUGGGUAUGCGGCGUUCGGCUCGCUCCUGUUCAUCCUCAUCUCCAUCUCAACAUUUUGCUUGGAGACACACGAGGCCUUCAACACCAUCUACAAUAAGACAGAGAAUGUGACGGUGGGGAACGUCACUCGGGAGGAGAUUGUGUAUGAGGUAGUGACUGACAGGUGGCUGACCUACGUGGAGGGCGUAUGUGUCAUCUGGUUCACCAUCGAGGUGUUUGCCCGCGUCAUCUUCUGCCCGGACAAGGCUGAGUUCUUCAAGAGCUCGCUGAACAUCAUCGACUUUGUAGCCAUCCUGCCCUUUUACCUGGAGAUGGCGCUGAGCGGCCUCUCUUCUAAAGCGGCAAAAGACGUGCUGGGCUUUUUGCGUGUGGUGCGAUUCGUCCGAAUCCUGCGAAUCUUCAAGCUCACGCGUCAUUUCGUGGGGCUGAGAGUGCUGGGUCACACGCUCCGUGCCAGCACCAAUGAAUUCUUGCUCCUCAUCAUCUUCCUCGCUCUGGGGGUGCUCAUCUUCGCCACCAUGAUCUACUACGCUGAGCGCAUCGGCGCCGACCCGGCCGACCCGACGGCUAGCAAACACACCACCUUCAAAAACAUCCCCAUCGGCUUCUGGUGGGCAGUGGUCACAAUGACAACACUGGGCUAUGGUGACAUGUAUCCAGAGACAUGGUCUGGUAUGUUAGUGGGUGCCCUGUGUGCCCUGGCGGGCGUGCUGACCAUCGCCAUGCCUGUGCCCGUCAUUGUAAACAACUUCGGCAUGUACUACUCUCUGGCAAUGGCCAAGCAGAAGCUGCCCAAGAAGAAGAACAAGCACAUCCCGCGGGCUCCGCAGCCUGGAUCGCCCAACUACUGCAAGCCAGAUGCCUUGGCCAUGGCCACUGCCUCGCCACAGAGGAUCAUGGGUAAUGUGCUGGGCAAUAUGGUGGUCUCUGGAAGCAUGGCAGGAGACUGUCCUCUUGCACAGGAGGAAAUCAUAGAGAUUAACAGAGCAGGUGUGUGUGUGCGAGUGUACCCAUGUGUUUACAUGUUUGUGUGUGUGACGUAUCUUUGCACUAAUAGGCAGGGCCGUAGCUGGGGUUAG
Molecule: messenger RNA, 1101 nt
Organism: Carassius auratus (goldfish)
Lineage: Eukaryota; Metazoa; Chordata; Actinopteri; Cypriniformes; Cyprinidae
Product: potassium voltage-gated channel subfamily C member 1-like
Exons: 2
Coding region: 1-1101 (366 amino acids)
Biological process (GO): action potential; potassium ion transmembrane transport
Cellular component (GO): postsynaptic membrane; dendrite membrane; neuronal cell body membrane
Molecular function (GO): delayed rectifier potassium channel activity
Source: RefSeq, a predicted model, not a curated record